CGCGACGAUUGGCUGCAUCGGUGGCGGCGCCACAGGCUUGGGGAACUACGCGAGCGGAGUGGGCGCGUAAAGAUCCCGCGGUUCUUCAGAUAUAGCCAUAUUUGUCUUGCACAAGAGACCUUAGCGGGAAGUGAGAACGCACCAGCCAGUAGAUGAGCAGCUGACUAUGAACUCUGAGCAGAACACACAUGAUUUAGGCAAUGACGUCACAUCUGAGGACCUUGAACGACAAGGAAGAAAAUCCAGCGAUUUACAGGUUCUCCAUCCUUGCCUGGAUGAAGAUCCAUCUGCAAAGUGCAGUAUUAUGGACUGUGGAAAGAAUUAUGAAUCUGUGAUUUCUCAUCAAGUUAUCCCAGAUGUAAAUAAAGACACAUCAGUAGCAUAUCUUCAAAAAGAACUGGAAAUUCUCAGAGCAAGCAAUAAAAAGCUUCAAGAAAAGUUGGCUAAUGAAGAUAAAGAAAAGAGAAGAUUAAAACUAAAGUUGGAACUCCAGGAGAAAGCAGCUGAGGCUGACAUUGCGGAAAGGACUGCAGCUUUGGUUGAAGAAGUGUAUUUUGCACAGAGAGAACGUGAUGAAGCUAUUAUGUGCAGACUGCAGUUAGCGCUUGGGGAGAGAGAUGAAGCCAUUGCACGUGUGAAACAUAUGGAAAUGUCACUAAAAAUGCUAGAAAAUAUUAACCCUGAAGAAAAUGACAUGACAUUACAGGAAUUACUGAACAGAAUAAACAAUGCAGACACCGGGAUAGCUAUUCAGAAGAAUGGAGCUGUAAUUGUGGAUAGAAUCUACAAGACCAAGGAAUGUAGAAAGAGAAUAACUGCAGAAGAAAUGAGUGCAGUCCUGGAAGAGCGGGACGCGGCUUUGUCUCAGUGCAAACGGCUGCACCAGGAGCUUCGUCGCCUGAAAGAGCAGAACCAGACUUCAGCAAACAACACGAGACAUCCAACUGCUGAAAACAAUCAGGAACGUGCUCUGAAGGCAAAAUUAUUGUCAAUGCAGCAAGCCAGAGAAACUGCAGUUGAACAGUACAAAAGGCUGGAGGAAGAAAUACAGACAUUGCGAGUUUACUACAGUUUGCAUAAAUCAUUAUCUCAAGAAGAAAACUUGAAGGAUCAGUUUAACCAUGCCCUUAGUACCUAUGAAGAAGCCUUGAAAAACAGAGAGAGCGUCGUUUCCAUCACUCAGCAACAGAAUGAGGAACUGGCCACCCAACUUCAACAGGCUCUCACUGAGCGCACGAACAUGGAAUUACAGCUUCAGUGUGCUGUGGAGGCCUCCCAGGCAGCCAAUGAAAAGGUUCAGAAGUUAGAAAGGCUGGUGGAUGUCCUGAGGAAGAAGGUUGGAACAGGGACUGUGAGGACCGUGAUCUGACUGAAAGCCACCCAGUCUGGGGGAGCAAUCACAUCUGGUGACCAGGCUGCCUCAUUCAACACUGUGUAAACACUAAAAGCCUUAACUUAGCAAACAGUUGUUAGAAGUGGGACACUCCAACCACAUUCCAAGCCGAGAUAAAAUCAAAUCACAAAUGUUUAA
Apodemus sylvaticus (European woodmouse) is the source of this 1531-nucleotide messenger RNA. It is a transcript of the gene Mipol1, whose product is annotated as mirror-image polydactyly 1. The transcript is spliced from 11 exons. The coding region runs from base 167 to 1369 and encodes 400 amino acids. The record is from RefSeq and is a predicted model, not a curated record. Lineage: Eukaryota; Metazoa; Chordata; Mammalia; Rodentia; Muridae.